AUGCCUGCACCAGGCGAUCAAUACCGCGACACGCCCGCCAGCGUCAAUCCGUUCCGCGGCGACGAACGACAUACUUCCGAGUACACCGCACAGCAGAUCGCCACCCUCCAGAGCAGGCUCGAGAAGCAGCUUGGCCCAGAAUACAUAUCAACACGCCCAGGAAAUGGAGGUGGCAAGGUUCACUAUCUGGCCGCCGAGAAGGUCAUAAACCUCGCGAACGAGGUCUUCGGAUUCAACGGCUGGAGCUCGUCCAUUCAGAACGUGCAGAUCGACUUUGUGGACGAGAAUGCAACAAAUGGCAGGAUUAAUCUGGGCUUGUCCACCAUAGUUCGAGUAACGCUGAAAGACGGGACAUUCCAUGAAGACAUUGGCUAUGGACACUGUGAGAACGCCAAGGGCAAGGCCGCCGCUUUCGAGAAGGCAAAGAAGGAGGCCGCCACUGACGCGAUGAAGAGAGCGCUGCGAAACUUUGGCAAUGUCCUCGGCAACUGUCUCUACGACAAGGACUACCUUGCGAAAGUGUCAAAGGUGAAGGUUGCCCCUUCGAAGUGGGACGCCGACAACUUGCACAGGCAUCCAGAAUAUGCGCCCAUCAAGAAAGAGCCUGCCUCUACGGAGCAGCCUCCACAGAACAAAGCGGCGGCAGUGCAGAGGAACACCAGCGUUCAGUCAGUGCAGUCUGCUGGGUCUUUUGGAUCUGCCGAAUUUGAAGACGAUUUUGGAGGUAACAUCUUCGACGAAACCGACUUCAACCAUCCCGAUGAGGUUCGACUGGACGAUACCACAGUCAGCGAUGUUACCUCACCAGCGAAGAAUGCCAACCCGCCUCAGAAUGGACCAGAAGCAAACGGGCAGCGGCAAGGCGUUCCACGUAUGCAUUCUAUGCCACAGAUGCGGCCGCCAAAUGUGCAACCGCCAGCUCCUGUGCAAGGUAUCCAGGCUCCACAGCGACCGCAGCCGCCUCAACGCCCACCAGCCAACGCAGGUCAGCCUGCCAACAAAAUGCUUCCUCCGCACACGCCGGGCAAUGCACAGAGACCCCAACAGAUCCCUGCCGCCCAAGCACUGCAGAACGGUGAUGGUGUAAGGUCGAACCCGUCCUCGGGUUCAACGACUGACACGUCGAAUCAAGCACAGUCUCGGCCUUCGACGGGACCCAACGGGCAAGCACAGAGACCUGAUCAGCCCGACGAAUCUGGGUUCGCAGGUCCUCGUCAACCGCCUCAGGGUAUACCGGAAGGGUUUGUGACAGGAAGGAGCGCUGACGUGCUGAACAAACCCGCUGGAGCACGACCACCGCCUAUCGAUUUGGCUUUCAAUCCGCAUGCAGAGAGUCCCUCAAUCAGAAGAACGCAAGGCAUCAAUCCUGGCAAAUCAGCCCCCGUCAGUCGAUUACAAGUCAAUGGGGCUGCGAGUGGUAGUGCGCAGCCGGCACAGCAGCAGCAACCUGCAGGAGGUGGUUUUCAGACUGCUGGUGGGAACGGAAUGAACGGUGCGCCUCGACCGACCACAACCAACUACGUCAACCCCUCCGCCGACAUGAACCGAAGAGUAGGAAUGCCCCCGGCAGGAGGAUACCAAAACAGAGGAGGAUAUCGCCCUCCAGCACCUGCAGCUGCAACCAAGCGAUCUGCCAUGACGGACGUCACCAACAUACAUCAAAUGGACGGCGCCUCGGAUCCUAAGAAGCUGAAGACAGACACUGCUACACCAGCGCAAGGCGACAGUGUCCAGAGCAAUGAUUCAAACGGUCUGGCGAUCUGA
Molecule: messenger RNA, 1764 nt
Organism: Zasmidium cellare ATCC 36951
Lineage: Eukaryota; Fungi; Ascomycota; Dothideomycetes; Mycosphaerellales; Mycosphaerellaceae
Exons: 2
Coding region: 1-1764 (587 amino acids)
Biological process (GO): double-strand break repair via homologous recombination; mitotic recombination; double-strand break repair via single-strand annealing
Cellular component (GO): nucleus
Source: RefSeq, a predicted model, not a curated record